AUGGGUAUCCAACGCAGCGGCCAGACAUCUCAGGUCAAUUUCUUCGAUACCGCAGGUCAACUGGUUCAGGAAUAUGGGCAGCUCCAGGUUCUGGAUGACCUGAUCCGUUUGGGAGCGGCCGAUCUUGUCCAACACCCGAUUCUUGCCUAUCCCCGAUCAGCGAGCCAUGCCGCGUCCUAUGACUACUAUAGUGGUCAAGACUUGAAUGCCAUGAUCAACCAAGCGGCGACGAUGCUUAUGGACCUUGGCUUUCAGACGCCAAGACGAAACAAAUCGGUUAUCGCGCUCCUUGCCUUGUCAGAUCUUGACAUGGUCGUGACAUUCUUUGCUCUGAGCCGACUGGGCUACAUUGUCCUCAUGCUUUCGCCAAGAUUGUCGGGCGAGGCGUGUGUGUCCUUGUUAGAGACGGUGGGGUGCGACUCCAUUGUUUACGGGGGAUCCCCCAGCAUCCGCUCGACGGUGGGUAGCAUAUUGCAACGGAAGCUGGUGAGCUGCCGUCCCCUACCUCGAAGCUCUUUGGACACCAAAGCUGAGCCCAGGUUCUUCUUCCUUUGCCGCGAUCGUAACCCCGACAAGACCGCCUUGAUCCUGCAUUCUUCAGGAUCCACUGGCACUCCCAAACCGCUGUUCCUUACCCAUCGAGCGCUCAUGACACACCCUCUGAGAGGCCCUGGACUCACAUUGUUCAAUCCUCUUCCCUGGUAUCAUCUGCACGGGCUGUCCACCGCAUUCCAGGCCAUGUGGAGGAGAAAGACCGCAUACAUGUGGAAUGCCGCACUGCCAAUGACAGCGGAGCACGUGCUCACCGCCUUGGAACAAGCUCGGCCCGAGCUGAUAGCUGCGGUCCCGUACAUGCUGCAGCUGUUGGCGGAUGAUCCUCGUGGCAUUGCGGCGCUGCGGAAAUGCACGCUGGUCACGUACGGGGGUGCUCCCUGCCCCGAUGAAUUGGGCGAUCGCCUGGUUAGGGAAGGUGUCACUUUUGGAGGUUCAUUCGGCCUCACCGAGGCAGGCCUUGUGGCAGAUUCGAUCUCACGGCCCGAAGACGACCCUGGUUGGAACUACCUGCAGUUCUUUGACAGCGUGCGACCAUAUAUUUGGAUGAAACCCAUCAGCGAAACUGAACCUCUCUAUGAAUGCGUUUACCUGGCCGGUCAUCCGGCUUUGACCACGUCCAAUUCAGACGAUCCACCCGGAUCUUUCCAUUCUAAGGACGUAUUCGCCCCUCAUCCUACGACUCCGGGGCGCUGGAAGUACAUGUCGAGACUGGAUGACCGCGUCACCCUCGUCAAUGGCGAAAAAGUCUUGCCGCUUUCUAUGGAAGGCCAUGUCAAGCAACAUCCGCUGGUCCACGAAGCGGUGGUGGUGGGAGUGGGCAAAGCCACUCCGGGACUUCUGGUCUUGCGCUCGGAGGAAGCCGAGUCUGAUCCUCUGCCGGAUGAGGACUACCUCGAUGCUAUCUGGCCGUCCAUUGAAGAGGCUAAUUGCCAGGCAGAGGCCUUUGCUCAAAUUUCACGGGACAUGGUGGCGAUUCUGCCAUACACUGCAAAGUUCUUCCGAACAGACAAAGGAUCUAUGAUACGAGCACAGGUCUACCAGCAAUAUGCGGAGUUGAUCGAGACCCUGUACACCACGGAAGCGCGACCCAAUGGGGGCCUCCAACUAGGCCUGGCCGAGACGCAGUCUCACCUUCUUCAGCUGUGCUGGGAUGAACUCGGGGUUUCCAUCUCGAGUGUGGAUGCCGAUCUCUUUUCUGAAGGUGUCGACAGCCUGAAAGCAAUGCACCUCCGCCGCUUGAUUCUGCAGCAGUUCCGGUUUGACCCCUGCCACUCUCCGAGUCCCAACUCGGUGUUUGAAAUGGGCACUCUCUCGCAGCUAGCCCUCUAUAUCUGCGCGCUGCAGGGCGGAGAUAGGCUAUCGACGGCCGAAGACAGUAUCUUACUGAUGGACAACUUAGUCAAGAAAUACUCCUCAUUUCGGAAACACCUUCCUUGCCCGGAAACUCCACGGAGGACAAGGAGCGUGCUGUUGACAGGAGCCACUGGCUCAGUGGGUGCACACGUGCUGUUCGAAUUGCUGAACGAUGACUCGGUGUCGACCGUUUACUGUCUCACACGGCGGGCAUCUCCGUUAAAGGCGGUGCGCGGAAGCCUGUUCGAAAGGGGCCUGUUGCUUUCGCUAGAACAGACAUCAAAGGUUGUGGCACUAAACGGCGCACUGGACCGGCCUGAUUUUUGUCUGGACCUAGUGGGGAAGACCUUUCACUGUAUGCUAGACUCUGUGUCUCUAGUUAUCCAUACUUUCGAGCCACACCUCCGGGGACUAUACAACCUUAUUAUGUUUUCUCUUUCCGUCCGAAGACCUGAACCUGCGGUUAUAUUGUUUUGCUCUUCUAUCUCUACGGCGCUGGGGGCCUCCUCGGCCACGAUCGAAGAGGAAGCAGUCGAUCUUAAUAGCGCGCUGAUGGGCUACGGACAUUCGAAGAAAGGCCUGUGGAACGACUCCGAGGCAAUUCCUUUGCUGAUCCGAUCGGCACUGACCCUACGAGCCCUGCCUGAACUACAUUAG
Molecule: messenger RNA, 2565 nt
Organism: Penicillium canescens
Lineage: Eukaryota; Fungi; Ascomycota; Eurotiomycetes; Eurotiales; Aspergillaceae
Exons: 6
Coding region: 1-2565 (854 amino acids)
Biological process (GO): fatty acid metabolic process
Molecular function (GO): medium-chain fatty acid-CoA ligase activity
Source: RefSeq, a predicted model, not a curated record